Molecule: messenger RNA, 504 nt
Organism: Podospora pseudocomata
Lineage: Eukaryota; Fungi; Ascomycota; Sordariomycetes; Sordariales; Podosporaceae
Exons: 1
Coding region: 1-504 (167 amino acids)
Source: RefSeq, a predicted model, not a curated record
AUGGAUUCUCAAUCUCGCAACACGACUACGCGUCCGCCGCAAGACACAACUACACCUCCGCAACACACGGCUGCAAUUCCGCAAAUCAUAAUUUCUCCUCCGCGAGACACGACUCCGCCUCCACUAUUCCCAACUACGCCUCCGCAAGACACUACAGCCUCCCCAAGCAACGAUGAUGCUCCUCUCAAACCCAUCGUCGUCGCUCUUCGACGGUUGCCUAGGACUGGGUACUAUGAGCCUGUCAUGUGGUAUCCAUGCCCCGAUUACCAUUGGAGUAUCACAACUGCGGAGCAACAUGCCUUGCUCCUUUCUCCACAAAUGGCCAAACCAGACCCCCCCUCGCACGUUGAAGAAAUUAUCACACCAUUCUUUUCACUUGACCUUCCUCGCUUUUCCCGGUUAUCGCCAGGUUCCUACCGACCCGAGGGGCCCAUCGUAUUGCGGGGGUACGAAAAACAGUAUCCCAUUGAAAUUGGCCUUGUUGAGACGGAUGAGGCGACUUAG